Tremella mesenterica DSM 1558 is the source of this 775-nucleotide messenger RNA. RefSeq lists its product as uncharacterized. The transcript is spliced from 4 exons. Gene Ontology annotation, cellular component: mitochondrion. Gene Ontology annotation, biological process: translation. Bases 227 to 760 code for a protein of 177 amino acids. Gene Ontology annotation, molecular function: ribosomal large subunit binding. NCBI's taxonomy places the organism in Eukaryota, Fungi, Basidiomycota, Tremellomycetes, Tremellales, Tremellaceae. The record is from RefSeq and is a predicted model, not a curated record.
CUUACACCUCCUCACUGUGUCCCCUAGGCUCCUAAUUAGGUAUACUGGUACAGCGGACCUACCCCAAGCUUCAACAACUCGUUUUGCGCGUCAUGCAGGACCGUCCACCAGAAUCGCAGCUUAUUCCUUCCACUCCUCCGCCAUCUCAUCCAAGAAAGCAUCUAAAACUAAGGGUAAGACUGUGAACAGGGAAGAAGUAGAAGAGGCCGAUGAUAUCAAUGAGGAGAUGGAGACCCAGCUAGAGAAAGUCAGAGACAAAAUGAACAAAGCUGCCGAAUGGGCUAGGGGACAAGUAUGGGAAAGUGUCGAGAGAGGUAAGGGGAGAGUGACACCUGCUCUAUUAGACUCUGUCAAGGUCACAUUGGAAGACGGUGCCCAUCCAUUACAAGAGAUUGCAAGUAUCACGGUCCGCGGACAGGCUCUGCAGCUCGAAGUGUGGGAUCCGGAUCUGACAAAAUCCGUCGAAGCAGCUUUGCACAAAGCAAAUUUGCCUGGUCUGCACCCGCAGAAGAUAUCCCCUGGAGUAUUGAAGAUUCCCGUUUCCAGACCAACGGCAGAACAACGCACAGAAAUUUUACGGGCUUUAGGUACAUCCAUCGAGACGGCCAAACAACAAGUUCGUCAAGCCCGACAAGCUGGUCUGAAAUCAUUGGGCAAGGGAACAGAAGGAGGAAAUGCGGUUCAGAAGAUUUCUGAAGACGUCGGAGGGGAAUUGGAUGGCUUAUUAGCGAAAGCAAAGAAGGAAUUCGAAAAGGUAUGAAACCGAUUGAUCCGG